Molecule: messenger RNA, 1942 nt
Organism: Anopheles nili
Lineage: Eukaryota; Metazoa; Arthropoda; Insecta; Diptera; Culicidae
Product: zinc finger protein 358-like
Exons: 5
Coding region: 1-1929 (642 amino acids)
Biological process (GO): regulation of transcription by RNA polymerase II
Cellular component (GO): nucleus
Molecular function (GO): DNA-binding transcription factor activity; RNA polymerase II cis-regulatory region sequence-specific DNA binding; zinc ion binding
Source: RefSeq, a predicted model, not a curated record
AUGAACAACGUGCUAUGCCGGCUGUGCUUGAUAAAGUGUGAAGAAUUGUUCGGAAUGUACAUCACCUCCCCGAGCGGUGUACAGCAGAGUUUACCGCAAAUCCUCCGAGAAUGCCUAUCGAUCGAUGUAACCGAUACCGAGCCGAGCUAUUUUUCGAAAUUUAUUUGCAAUGAGUGCGUGUACAAGCUAGAUCUAUUUUACACUUUCCGUCAACAGAGCCUCAAAAGCCAGGAGUACUACAAUGGACUCGUACUGUACUAUCAACCGUCUAUACCCUGCUCGAGCAAGAUACCGCCGGAAUCAGCUGCAGGGCCUGUUAGUACCGCGUACGAAAUGCAAAUUGAACAACAAACACAGUCGGACCAGUCGGCUCACACGAGCAACGAGCUGGCCGAUAUUAACUUUUCCGGAAACGAGUUUAUGAUGGAUGAAACAGAAAAGAAUCAGCUCUGCAAGGAUUACGAUGAUAUUAUUCAGAGUUUGCAAAAGGAUGAUCUUGAUUUUACGGCAAACGAUGAGGAGCUAGGGAUUAAACACGAGCUGGAAAUUUCGAUACCGUCAAGGGGGGAGAAACAUGCUAGGCAACAUGCAGCAGCACAGCAAGAAUGUCCGGAACCGUCGUACAUUUAUCACACCGCGGCAGAUCCGAGGAAUGUCGUUUGCCAGCAGACAGAACCCGCCAGCGACGAAUGUUUCAAUGCAUACGACUCACUGUCCGCAACGACUGCUAAGGACGUCGUCAGCGGCAUCAGCGAACCGGACGAUGAUAUGGGCUAUGAUGAUUUUGUCGGCAUUCCGACGGGAACAUUGAAUGACGGCAACGAAUCGCCUGUUUCGGUAGCACAAGUGCGAGAGAUAAUUGAGGAUGGGUUCAGUGCGACCCUCCAAAAAGUUCAACCAACAAGCAUAAGUCCCGCUUUGCCGAGGGAAAUCGAUUUGCCAACCAGUCAACUUGACGCACAGCAGCCAAAUGAGCCAUACCAAGAUUCUCCAACGACUAUCCCGUACGAAGAAAUUGAGGCUACCGCUGCAACGAGCAAUGCCGUCGAUGGAACCGAACCUAACCCACAACCGUUGAACGACAAAACGUGCGAGCUGUGCUACAAAACGUUUCGCACACGCCAAAAGUUGAGCAUACAUCGGAACACACACCUCCGGCUGGCACCGUUCAAAUGCACGUUUGAAGGAUGCGCGAAAGCGUUCAAAUCUCGUAUCGGGCUCGAGGAACACCUGGCGCGGCACACCAACAGUUUCGAGUACUCGUGCGACAUUUGCGCGAAAGGGUUCCAGCACCGGAGCUACUUGUCAGCACAUCGGCGUGCGCACAGCACCGAACGUAAAUUUCAGUGCAUACCGUGCGGGCAAUCGUUUAAAUCGAAGCAGGCUCUGAUCGACCACAAAAAUCGCCACCUAGGGGUGAAACCGUUCGCCUGCGAGCUCUGUGAUAAGCAGUACACGAAGAACGCCCUGUUGCAGGCGCAUAUACAGCAGGCUCACGGUGAGCCACAUCAGGCCGCCACGCGGUACCCAUGCACGGAGUGCGGAAAAUGCUACACGUCCAAAAGCUACCUGACCGUGCACAUGAGAAUUCAUCGAAACGAACGAUCGUUUGUGUGCGAGAUAUGCGCCAAGGGCCAUGUCACGCGCAAAGACCUCGCGGUGCACAUGACGAUCCACACAGGAGAAAAACCACUCGUCUGUGAUAUUUGCGGCAAGGCGUACGCACGUCGCGGCGCAUUGGACUGGCAUCGGCGGACACACACGAAGGAACGUCCUUACAGCUGUGAUGUGUGCGGCCAAACGUUCUCGCAAUCUACGCCCCUGCAAGUGCACCGAAGGACACACGACGUUGCGGUGCAAAAAAAGCAACCUGCUAAGGAGGAAAGGCUGCCCAUCGUCAUGCCAAGCAAGCCAGAACACGAUCGGUAGUGGCCGGUGGUCG